Molecule: messenger RNA, 13155 nt
Organism: Cydia splendana
Lineage: Eukaryota; Metazoa; Arthropoda; Insecta; Lepidoptera; Tortricidae
Gene: Ubr3
Product: E3 ubiquitin-protein ligase Ubr3
Exons: 38
Coding region: 327-11033 (3568 amino acids)
Biological process (GO): protein ubiquitination; ubiquitin-dependent protein catabolic process via the N-end rule pathway
Cellular component (GO): ubiquitin ligase complex; cytoplasm
Molecular function (GO): ubiquitin protein ligase activity; zinc ion binding
Source: RefSeq, a predicted model, not a curated record
UCACACAAUGACCAUUAUUGCCAUCCUUCAACAAUUAAAAAAAAACACGAAGGAUCGAGUUGUUUCUGUAAUGCUUAUUUCUCUGCGAAAUAAAAGCUAUUUUUAUCGGGAUCUAAUAUAUUUAAUUAAUCAUUGGAUAAUCGCGUUCGCGAAUUUCGACGGAUAUUGUUCUCCCGACGUGCCCACACGAUGUUUGACCGCGGGAGCGUUACGGACCACAGUUCAUUGCCUUAUGUAAAACUUGAAAUGGUGUUUCUUCCGUGAGUGACCGAAAUUAUACGGUGGUUUAUGUGUACAUUGUGUGAGAGUGAAUUUAAAGUGUUAUAAUGUCGAUUUCGACGGCACAAGUGUUGAUGAAGAAGGGGAAGAGAGGUGCAGCCGCGUACAUCAGCGCGGAUUGCGCGAGCGGGUCCCCUCAGCACCUCGGGCCGCUGCUGGACGUGCUGCUGAACCCCAGCAAGGCCAUCGACGAGUGGGAGACGAUCGACUGGUGCCGCUGGCUACUGGCGGGCGGCCGCACGCCCGACGAGUUCGCGGCUGUCGUUCGCAGCUACGACAAGCACGACAAAUGCGGCCUCGUGUGGAUCCCGCGCGUGGUCGCGUACCGCUGCCGCACGUGCGGCAUCUCGCCCUGCAUGUCCAUCUGCCGCGAGUGCUUCCACCGCGGAGACCACUCCACGCACGACUUCAACAUGUUCCUGUCGCAGGCCGGCGGCGCGUGCGACUGCGGCGACAACUCCGUCAUGAAGGAGGACGGAUUCUGCAGCAACCAUGGCAACAAGUGCCCGCGACCGGGCACCGCGCCCGCCGAACUCAUGUGCGUGGCUGAAGCCAUGAUGCCACGACUCAUACUCAGGCUCCUCCAGCACUUUAGAGAGAACAGCGACCAACCCUCGGGCCAAGCACAACCUACAUCGAACAGCUACCGCAUAGCGGUCCAAGAGUGCGAGGGCUACGUGCAAAUGCUGAUGGAGUUUAACAACAUGGGCGACCUGAUGCGCUCCGCCAUGACCAAGGCGCUCAUCAACCCUCAGAUGUACAGAAACUUGGUGGAGCCGCCGUUCCCUGAGACCGAGUACGGCUGCUACAUGGCCGAGUCAAACCGCACCUACGAGAAGGCGCUCGAUUCUUUCCCGGCGCCAGAGUACUUUCCAGACGAAUACCGGCACCUACCCGCGCUCGCACCACGGCUAUCCCACAACACAUUACUAGACGAGUUCAUCUUCUGGACGUUCAAGUACGAGUUCCCGCAGAACGUGGUCUGCUUCCUGCUCAACAUGCUGCCCGACCAGGACUACAAGGAGCACCUGACCCGCACGUUCGUGAUGCACUACGCGCGCAUCCCGCUGGUGCUGGAGGCGGCCGGCGACCCCGACAUGCUCUCCAACCGCGUCGUGCACAUGUCCGUCCAACUCUUCUCCAACGAGGCCCUCGCCCUACGCUGCGUCCAACAGCUACAUCUCCUACACGUCAUGGUUUUAUCUUUGAAGCUGAUGAUGGGAAAGAUUCUUGUACAGAAUACCCUCCAUGAUCCGGAGAAGAACACGCAUAAAGUGAUAGACUGUACACGAAGAGUGAUGAAGGAGCACUGCUACUGGCCCCUGGUGUCGGACUUCAACAACGUGCUGUCGCACAAGAGCGUGGCGCUCGUGUUCCUGCAGGACGACGCUCUCGUCGAGAUGUGGUUCCAGUUCCUGUCCAUGUUGCAAGGAAUGAACGUAAACGUCCGCGAAACAGACGGCCACAUCGAGUUCGAGCCGUCCUCCUACUACGCCGCCUUCUCGUGCGAACUAGAAGCGGCCGCGUAUCCCAUGUGGUCCGUCCUGUCUCACCUGACGAGUCCGCAACACGCUCCUCUGGCUAAGAGGAUAGUCGCCGCGGCGGCUAAUUGUCUGCAAGAGUGGCUCGACGAGAUGCAGUGCACCACUCCGAGAGCGCUCCAGGCCGGCACCAUGCACGCGUCGUUCCACUUCCCGCUGCACCGCUACCUGGCCGCGUUCCUGUGCAGCUGCGUGCGCACGCUCGGCGUGUCGGCGGCGGACGUGCUCCCCCCGCCAAGAGUGCUGGCCUUGCUGGCUCACCACCCGCUCCGGGUCCAGAGCUUGUUCUACGAGAUCCUGGCCGGCAUCUGGGUGCGCAACGGGCUGCAGAUCAAGGGGCAGGCCAUGACGUACAUCCAGGCCAACUUCUGCAACUCCAUGGUGGACAUGGACAUCUACUGGCUGCAGAUCUGCGCCGCGCACCUCCCCGCCGACCAGUUCCUCGACAUGUGCAUCGACAUGUUUGGCGUCCGCGAGUGGCUGAGCAUGGUGCCAAUGCCGCCCGUGCAGGCGGCUGAGCAGGACGCCAUGGUGGAGGGCCUGCUGACGUUCCUUGCCAUCCUGGUCUCUUCACGGACCAACCUAGGCAACGACGAGCUGACGCAGUCCCGACUAGAAGUGAGCACCCUGCUGGCCGCCGGCGACAAAACACACUCUCAACUGCUCGAGCUGAUGCCGGAGCGAUCUGGCAACGCACACACAAGGAACUUCGAAGUUGUCCUCAAAGAGCUAUCAACAUACCGGCCGCCACCUCGCGGCUCCGAGAACCUCGAGCAAGGUCUCUUCGUGCCCACCCCCCUCGUGUGGCAGAAGUACUACGACCCCCUGCACGUGCUGCGUCGCGCGGUCCACAGGAGAGACUUCCACGCCUCCAUGGAGAGGUUCACCGCCUAUGUACGCGAGAAGCAAAAAGUAUCUGGUCAGCCCGGUACAAGCAAGCCUGGCGAGGGAGCAGCAUUGUGGCCGCCGCUACGACCCGCAGCGGCGCCUCCUCCUGAAGCCGGCGACCCGAGGGCCAUCUGCGCCUCAGGGGUGCUGCACGGCGCGCUGCUGGCCGUGCUGCACCGCGGCGUGCACCGGCGCGCGCCCGACAGCAGCGCGCCGCACGCGCCGCCCGACCACGUGCUGGCGCUGGCCGUCUACCUGCUCGACGUCGGCGCGCAGCUGGCCGCCGAGCGCGCCACCGACCACGACCUGGACGUGAUGGUGGCCGGCGGCGAGGGCGGGUCGCGCGGCGCGGUGGUGUCGGGGCGGCCGCUGCUGGCCGCGCUGGCGGGGUCGCUCCCCGACAACGCACGCACCGUGGUCGCCCGCCUGCCGGCGCCGCGCCCCGCCCGGCCCCAGCCCGGGCCCGUCUACCCGCACCACGCACACUCCGACAGUGAUACGGAGUGGGAGCCGACAGAAACGGAAUCGGCACGAAUAUCACCGAUGAAAUCAGCGCUGCUGUCGGCGAUGAGCACCGCGUUGGCUGUGCCACCGAAUUUAGAUAUGGUGCCAAACUCAGCGGAGCCAGUAGACACCGACGACCAGUCCGACGGCGGCGGCGACGCCACGCAGAUCAGAGCUUUAGAGAGUGGCAGUAUCAGCUCAGCUGCGGAAGGCAGUCGAGCCCUCGCGCUGCCGAUGCCGCUGCCGAUGGCCGGCGCCGACGCCGACAUGGCGGACGACAUGUCGCUGGCACUCAACGAGCGGGAACCGUCACCCCCUGCCUCGAUACCCAUCGAAUACGACGUGUCGACCCCCGAAUGGAGCGUGAGCCUGCGAGAAGAUUCCCCGCCGUUGUCCCACGCGCUGCCCUGCACCGACCCCCAACCUUCUACCAACACACAGGUGCAACUACACACGGGCACGGACGACUCGAUCCCCGUGAACGAGUCCAUCAUCUCGCUGCUCCUGAAGCUGCACUCGCAGCUGUCAGGACGACUCGACUCUUUCUCACUAGAGGAACCGGAACCGGCCGUGGACGAGCCUAUCGGUGACGGGCCGCACUUCAUCGGCCAAGUAUUGCGGAAGUUGGCGCGACUGGAUGCGCGCUGUGCGGGCGCCAUCGCUCACGUGCGACACUCGCUGUGGCCGCACCAGCGCGAGCGGCAGGCUGAGCAACGGGCCAGGGAACGCCGCGAGAAAGAAGAACGCUCCCGCCGCGCCCGCGAACGCCAGCAGCAGAUGAUGAAGGAGUUCCAACGUCGCCAGCAGCAGUUCCUCAGCGCCAUGCAGCGGAUGGAGCCCGAGCCCAUGGACCUGGACGCCGACUCCGACUACGACUGCGUCAUCUGCAACACCAGCUCCGUCUCCACCCCGCAGCACCCCAUCGGCAGGGUGGUGCUGCUGCAGUCCACCUCCGUGCUGGGCCACCGCCGCCGCCAGGACAGCACCCCAUCGGCAGGGUGGUGCUGCUGCAGUCCACCUCCGUGCUGGGCCACCGCCGCCGCCAGGACAGGUAUGCCACCGUGGCCCUGGACCUGCAACACCAGCUCCGUCUCCACCCCGCAGCACCCCAUCGGCAGGGUGGUGCUGCUGCAGUCCACCUCCGUGCUGGGCCACCGCCGCCGCCAGGACAGGUAUGCCACCGUGGCCCUGGACCUGCAACACCAGCUCCGUCUCCACCCCGCAGCACCCCAUCGGCAGGGUGGUGCUGCUGCAGUCCACCUCCGUGCUGGGCCACCGCCGCCGCCAGGACAGGUAUGCCACCGUGGCCCUGGACCUGCAACACCAGCUCCGUCUCCACCCCGCAGCACCCCAUCGGCAGGGUGGUGCUGCUGCAGUCCACCUCCGUGCUGGGCCACCGCCGCCGCCAGGACAGGUAUGCCACCGUGGCCCUGGACCUGCAACACCAGCUCCGUCUCCACCCCGCAGCACCCCAUCGGCAGGGUGGUGCUGCUGCAGUCCACCUCCGUGCUGGGCCACCGCCGCCGCCAGGACAGUGGCGGCGCACGUCUAGCGUUAUCGGAGCGCGAGCGAGCAAGACUAGCGGAACAACGAGACACGACGGCGGCGGCACACCACUACCGACUGCACGACGAACUGCAACAACACUUCGACCAAGAAGCGUGGCUGCUCUCGGUGUCGGUGGGGCUGGAGGGCGGCGUGCACGUGGCGUCGUGCGGCCACCACCUGCACGUGCGCUGCCUCGCCGCCUACCUGCGCUCGCUGGCGGCGCCGGCACGGCCGCACAACCUGCACGUGGCCGGCGGCGAGUUCCUGUGCCCCGUGUGCCGCCAGCUCGCCAACAGCUCGCCAACAGGUAUGCGAGCUGAACACACGAGACCUGCACGUGCGCUGCCUCGCCGCCUACCUGCGCUCGCUGGCGGCGCCGGCACGGCCGCACAACCUGCACGUGGCCGGCGGCGAGUUCCUGUGCCCCGUGUGCCGCCAGCUCGCCAACAGGUAUGCGAGCUGAACACACGAGACCUGCACGUGCGCUGCCUCGCCGCCUACCUGCGCUCGCUGGCGGCGCCGGCACGGCCGCACAACCUGCACGUGGCCGGCGGCGAGUUCCUGUGCCCCGUAUGCGAGCUGAACACACGAGACCUGCACGUGCGCUGCCUCGCCGCCUACCUGCGCUCGCUGGCGGCGCCGGCACGGCCGCACAACCUGCACGUGGCCGGCGGCGAGUUCCUGUGCCCCGUGUGCCGCCAGCUCGCCAACAGCGUGCUGCCGCUGCCGCCGCGCGCUGCCAUCCCGCCGGCGCCGGCCACGCCGCCGCACGAGGCCGUGCGGGAGAUGCUGCUGCGCACAUACCCACAACCCGCUCCUAGUGCGCUGACGGACGCGAUGAACAAAGCGAUGGAGGACAUGACGGCGACCGCCAGCACGAAACUACGGCAACGUUACGGCUCCUCGCCAGCUGCCAUCUUUACCUUUGUCACUUCACUGGUGCGCACGAAUCUAGAAUGCGAGUUGGUUCAGCGCGGAGGUUCUCUGGUGACUCCGGAGCCCGAACCGGCGUCUUCUUCCACAGCGGAACCGAGGCCGCGGUACAAGCCCCGGAACGACUGCAUAGUCCCGCUGAUGGUGGUGGCGGGUGCGCACGCGCGCAUGCUCCGCUUGGGCGGCGGGCUGGGCGCGGCCGCCACGUGGCAGGAGCUGUGGCCCGCCGCGGCCGAGCCGCCCGCCGGCGCCGGCGCCGCCCAGCCGCCCGUGCCGGCGCCGCCGCAGCGCCCCGUGCCGCUGCUGCUGAGGGACCCGCUGGCCUUGCUCAUGCACUUCCUGUUGCUGGCGCCGCAGGACCCGCCUUACAUGGCUCCACAGCACUUCACGUGCAUAGUGCAGGCGCUGUACGCGCUCAGCUACUACCAGAUCGUGUGCCAGUUCCUGGCGUGCGCGUCGGCGGCGGGCCGCGUGGCUCUCGGGGCCGCCGCGCAGGCGGGCGGGCUGGCGGCGGCGGCGCGGCUGCUGCUGCAGGCGCUGGCCGGCUCCGAGCUCUUCACCGAGGACGAGCCCGGCGCCAGCGAGGACAUCGACGUGGCGCACAUGGAGCGACAGGUACGUGGCUCUCGGGGCCGCCGCGCAGGCGGGCGGGCUGGUGGCGGCGGCGCGGCUGCUGCUGCAGGCGCUGGCCGGCUCCGAGCUCUUCACCGAGGACGAGCCCGGCGCCAGCGAGGACAUCGACGUGGCGCACAUGGAGCGACAGGUACGUGGCUCUCGGGGCCGCCGCGCAGGCGGGCGGGCUGGCGGCGGCGGCGCGGCUGCUGCUGCAGGCGCUGGCCGGCUCCGAGCUCUUCACCGAGGACGAGCCCGGCGCCAGCGAGGACAUCGACGUGGCGCACAUGGAGCGACAGGUACGUGGCUCUCGGGGCCGCCGCGCAGGCGGGCGGGCUGGCGGCGGCGGCGCGGCUGCUGCUGCAGGCGCUGGCCGGCUCCGAGCUCUUCACCGAGGACGAGCCCGGCGCCAGCGAGGACAUCGACGUGGCGCACAUGGAGCGACAGGUACGUGGCUCUCGGGGCCGCCGCGCAGGCGGGCGGGCUGGCGGCGGCGGCGCGGCUGCUGCUGCAGGCGCUGGCCGGCUCCGAGCUCUUCACCGAGGACGAGCCCGGCGCCAGCGAGGACAUCGACGUGGCGCACAUGGAGCGACAGGUACGUGGCUCUCGGGGCCGCCGCGCAGGCGGGCGGGCUGGUGGCGGCGGCGCGGCUGCUGCUGCAGGCGCUGGCCGGCUCCGAGCUCUUCACCGAGGACGAGCCCGGCGCCAGCGAGGACAUCGACGUGGCGCACAUGGAGCGACAGGUACGUGGCUCUCGGGGCCGCCGCGCAGGCGGGCGGGCUGGCGGCGGCGGCGCGGCUGCUGCUGCAGGCGCUGGCCGGCUCCGAGCUCUUCACCGAGGACGAGCCCGGCGCCAGCGAGGACAUCGACGUGGCGCACAUGGAGCGACAGGUACGUGGCUCUCGGGGCCGCCGCGCAGGCGGGCGGGCUGGCGGCGGCGGCGCGGCUGCUGCUGCAGGCGCUGGCCGGCUCCGAGCUCUUCACCGAGGACGAGCCCGGCGCCAGCGAGGACAUCGACGUGGCGCACAUGGAGCGACAGGUACGUGGCUCUCGGGGCCGCCGCGCAGGCGGGCGGGCUGGCGGCGGCGGCGCGGCUGCUGCUGCAGGCGCUGGCCGGCUCCGAGCUCUUCACCGAGGACGAGCCCGGCGCCAGCGAGGACAUCGACGUGGCGCACAUGGAGCGACAGGUACGUGGCUCUCGGGGCCGCCGCGCAGGCGGGCGGGCUGGCGGCGGCGGCGCGGCUGCUGCUGCAGGCGCUGGCCGGCUCCGAGCUCUUCACCGAGGACGAGCCCGGCGCCAGCGAGGACAUCGACGUGGCGCACAUGGAGCGACAGGUACGUGGCUCUCGGGGCCGCCGCGCAGGCGGGCGGGCUGGCGGCGGCGGCGCGGCUGCUGCUGCAGGCGCUGGCCGGCUCCGAGCUCUUCACCGAGGACGAGCCCGGCGCCAGCGAGGACAUCGACGUGGCGCACAUGGAGCGACAGGUACGUGGCUCUCGGGGCCGCCGCGCAGGCGGGCGGGCUGGCGGCGGCGGCGCGGCUGCUGCUGCAGGCGCUGGCCGGCUCCGAGCUCUUCACCGAGGACGAGCCCGGCGCCAGCGAGGACAUCGACGUGGCGCACAUGGAGCGACAGGUACGUGGCUCUCGGGGCCGCCGCGCAGGCGGGCGGGCUGGCGGCGGCGGCGCGGCUGCUGCUGCAGGCGCUGGCCGGCUCCGAGCUCUUCACCGAGGACGAGCCCGGCGCCAGCGAGGACAUCGACGUGGCGCACAUGGAGCGACAGGUACGUGGCUCUCGGGGCCGCCGCGCAGGCGGGCGGGCUGGCGGCGGCGGCGCGGCUGCUGCUGCAGGCGCUGGCCGGCUCCGAGCUCUUCACCGAGGACGAGCCCGGCGCCAGCGAGGACAUCGACGUGGCGCACAUGGAGCGACAGGUACGUGGCUCUCGGGGCCGCCGCGCAGGCGGGCGGGCUGGCGGCGGCGGCGCGGCUGCUGCUGCAGGCGCUGGCCGGCUCCGAGCUCUUCACCGAGGACGAGCCCGGCGCCAGCGAGGACAUCGACGUGGCGCACAUGGAGCGACAGGUACGUGGCUCUCGGGGCCGCCGCGCAGGCGGGCGGGCUGGCGGCGGCGGCGCGGCUGCUGCUGCAGGCGCUGGCCGGCUCCGAGCUCUUCACCGAGGACGAGCCCGGCGCCAGCGAGGACAUCGACGUGGCGCACAUGGAGCGACAGGUACGUGGCUCUCGGGGCCGCCGCGCAGGCGGGCGGGCUGGCGGCGGCGGCGCGGCUGCUGCUGCAGGCGCUGGCCGGCUCCGAGCUCUUCACCGAGGACGAGCCCGGCGCCAGCGAGGACAUCGACGUGGCGCACAUGGAGCGACAGGUACGUGGCUCUCGGGGCCGCCGCGCAGGCGGGCGGGCUGGCGGCGGCGGCGCGGCUGCUGCUGCAGGCGCUGGCCGGCUCCGAGCUCUUCACCGAGGACGAGCCCGGCGCCAGCGAGGACAUCGACGUGGCGCACAUGGAGCGACAGGUACGUGGCUCUCGGGGCCGCCGCGCAGGCGGGCGGGCUGGCGGCGGCGGCGCGGCUGCUGCUGCAGGCGCUGGCCGGCUCCGAGCUCUUCACCGAGGACGAGCCCGGCGCCAGCGAGGACAUCGACGUGGCGCACAUGGAGCGACAGGUACGUGGCUCUCGGGGCCGCCGCGCAGGCGGGCGGGCUGGCGGCGGCGGCGCGGCUGCUGCUGCAGGCGCUGGCCGGCUCCGAGCUCUUCACCGAGGACGAGCCCGGCGCCAGCGAGGACAUCGACGUGGCGCACAUGGAGCGACAGGUACGUGGCUCUCGGGGCCGCCGCGCAGGCGGGCGGGCUGGCGGCGGCGGCGCGGCUGCUGCUGCAGGCGCUGGCCGGCUCCGAGCUCUUCACCGAGGACGAGCCCGGCGCCAGCGAGGACAUCGACGUGGCGCACAUGGAGCGACAGGUACGUGGCUCUCGGGGCCGCCGCGCAGGCGGGCGGGCUGGCGGCGGCGGCGCGGCUGCUGCUGCAGGCGCUGGCCGGCUCCGAGCUCUUCACCGAGGACGAGCCCGGCGCCAGCGAGGACAUCGACGUGGCGCACAUGGAGCGACAGGUACGUGGCUCUCGGGGCCGCCGCGCAGGCGGGCGGGCUGGCGGCGGCGGCGCGGCUGCUGCUGCAGGCGCUGGCCGGCUCCGAGCUCUUCACCGAGGACGAGCCCGGCGCCAGCGAGGACAUCGACGUGGCGCACAUGGAGCGACAGGUACGUGGCUCUCGGGGCCGCCGCGCAGGCGGGCGGGCUGGCGGCGGCGGCGCGGCUGCUGCUGCAGGCGCUGGCCGGCUCCGAGCUCUUCACCGAGGACGAGCCCGGCGCCAGCGAGGACAUCGACGUGGCGCACAUGGAGCGACAGGUACGUGGCUCUCGGGGCCGCCGCGCAGGCGGGCGGGCUGGCGGCGGCGGCGCGGCUGCUGCUGCAGGCGCUGGCCGGCUCCGAGCUCUUCACCGAGGACGAGCCCGGCGCCAGCGAGGACAUCGACGUGGCGCACAUGGAGCGACAGGUACGUGGCUCUCGGGGCCGCCGCGCAGGCGGGCGGGCUGGCGGCGGCGGCGCGGCUGCUGCUGCAGGCGCUGGCCGGCUCCGAGCUCUUCACCGAGGACGAGCCCGGCGCCAGCGAGGACAUCGACGUGGCGCACAUGGAGCGACAGGUACGUGGCUCUCGGGGCCGCCGCGCAGGCGGGCGGGCUGGCGGCGGCGGCGCGGCUGCUGCUGCAGGCGCUGGCCGGCUCCGAGCUCUUCACCGAGGACGAGCCCGGCGCCCGCGAGGACAUCGACGUGGCGCACAUGGAGCGACAGGUACGUGGCUCUCGGGGCCGCCGCGCAGGCGGGCGGGCUGGCGGCGGCGGCGCGGCUGCUGCUGCAGGCGCUGGCCGGCUCCGAGCUCUUCACCGAGGACGAGCCCGGCGCCAGCGAGGACAUCGACGUGGCGCACAUGGAGCGACAGCUCCAGGAGCUCCUGCUGCCGUACCUGCGCGUGGCGGCGCUGCUGCGGCACCACCUGUACGGCGGCUCGCUGCCCGCCGUGCCGGCCGCCGAGGCGGAGUUCCCGGCGCUCGUGCACUACCUGGAGCUGUGCACGCGCGCCGUGCGGGACGUGGAGGACGUGGCCGCCGCCGCGCUGCCGCCGCACGCGGCCGGCCUGGCGAGAGCGGCCGCGAGGAGGCUUAGCCAAGCGGCCCGCGGCGGUCGGCUCGCCGUGCGCCGCAUCCUUCGCUCGCUGCACGUGUCGUGGCUGCCGCCGGCGCUGCUCGCCCUGCCCCGGGACUACGACCGCCUGUUCUCCUACUACCACGAGCGCGUCUGCCUUCAGUGUGGAGCCGUACCCAAGGAGGCUUCCGUCUGCCUACUGUGCGGGACCUUGGUGUGCCUCAAGCAGCCCUGCUGCCGCCAGCACCAGGUGGCCGAGGCCGUGCAGCACGCCAUGGAAUGCGGAGGCGGCACGGGCAUCUUCCUCGUGGUGACCUCCACGUACAUCAUCGUGAUCCGCGGCCGCCGCGCGUGCCUGUGGGGGUCCCUGUACUUGGACGAUUACGACGAAGAGGACCGCGAUCUCAAACGCGGCAAGCCGCUAUACCUGUCCAACGACCGCGCGGAACUACUCCAAGCGCAGUGGCUGGCGCACCGCUUCGACCACACCAAGCGCACCUGGGUGUGGCACCGCGACUCGCUGUGAGUGCCCAUCUGAAGCUGCCGGGCUUCGCGACGACCCGAUCUCUCCCGCGCCACUUGUUAACGACCAAACGAACCUGCAGGACUUGUACAUUCAAGGAAUUUGAUUUCAUUAUCACUUCGUAUUUAGAUAUCAUAUUAUUGUCACUAUGACAAGCUUUGAUCCCUAGCAGAUUUUAUGUUGAUUGCCACUGUGACAAUGUAUGUACGAAGUGCCACAGAAAUCAACUGUACUUCCUGCAAACUACGCCAAUACUAACGAAACUGAUCUGAAUAUCGGUCAUAUUUAACUUAAAAUAUUUAUAUAGACAACUCCCUGGAUCAAUAUACAGGGUCAUAUGUUUCACAGUAAGUCGAAUUUCAACUAUCUUGGAAAUGUAACAUAGAACCCUGUAAUAUUGGGCCAGCGAAAUGGCAUAUUUUAUCAUUGUUAAUAGAACCACGCCGCAAUACAUUGAGUAUUGCUUCAACGACAUCUUUGUUAGAUUAAUGUUUAUUUCUAGAUAAAGCUAGGGUGUAUAUAUUAGAUAGCCUACUGUCAACGGCUGAUGGAGUUGAUUUGUGAUUUUUAUAUUAUAUUUUACCCGAUUUCGACGAACGACAUAAAUUAUGUCAGAUUAGAUCUGUUUGUUCUCUGGCCACUAAAAUCAGCGGCCUUUCUAUACUCGACAAAACCAAGCAAACGAAACUGAGAGUGUAUAGCACUCUUUAAAAGUUAUUGUUAUUUGAUGUUUGCCCUUUUGAUGUCUCACCCGGGCAUCCUUCUUUAUCUAUGGGACUGUUAUGUCACAUACUUUUUAACCCUCUUGAUCAAAAGUUGCCGUUUCUUCUUAAAAUUAUAUCAAUUUCGUUUUAUCCCGGCCACAACGGAGUACCGCAAGGAGGUGUGUUAGGUCCGGCGAUGUAUCUUGCGAACAAAAUGGCGACAUGACAGCAAUUGUUUGUUGUAUAUCCGCCGUCAAUUCGCUGGCUGUGAAUGUAAUUACUGUUGACUCGGUUGCCGACAACUUAGAUGUAACAUGUUAAAUUAUUGUUCUUGUCCGCCGUGUCAUUUUGCUGUGGUAUGACCACAUCGCAUUGUUUUGUGCAAUUCUUGAUUAAAAAUAGUUAUUUAAAUAUCUCAAAAUAAUUACAUAAAUAACUUAACCCGGUGGAGUGGACACGGUUUCUUAUAAUAUUAUAAACCAUUCAUACCAUUAUUUACUUAUUUAUAUUCAACGCCAGUUUUACAAAAGUACCGAGUUUCUUAUUAUGAUCGCUUCUAACCUUCUAAUCAUGUUGGUGUUAAUUAAGUUUGUAUAAUAGUUUUACGUACGGAGUUAAUGCAAAAUUGUGUAACCAUUGCCUCUGGAACUACUUAAUGUUUUGUGCUUGCAAAGAUCGGUUGGCGGGUAACAUCUAUAAUUGGCUAGUUAUUUGAAUUUAUCGUCAAUGUAGACAUAUUUGUCUAUUUCGACACUAGUACCUGUGAUCGAUCAGUGCAACGUAUAAAAUAAUAUACGCUGGAGGCGCAGCGUAAUCUUAAUAUUUGUUACUGUAUUUUUUAUUCAAUAGUGUUUAGGAUCUGAUAUAUCUCGUGCAAUCCGGAUUUUGGCAUUAUUAUAGGUUACGGACCGUUCGGAGUCAAAACGUUAUGUUGUUACUGAAACGUGUUUAUGCGAUAAAUAAUUUAGAAAUUUUAAUUAAUGUUUCAAUUAUGUAGAAAUUUAAUGUAUUUUUGUAAUCAACGAAUUGCUGAUCCUACGAACUUUGAUUAUAGAUUGUUAGUGAAGCAGCAUGCAUAAACAAAAUAGGACGUAGACAGUCUUUGACUGCGUUAGUGUUAACUGUAUGGAAUAUCUUCAAAUUAUUUUCAGAGACGUUAGGAUUUGUCUUAUUUUUGACUGCCUAUGUCCUUUAGUUUCUGUAUGAUAAAAAUCUCUUUAAUAUACGCCUACUUGAGGUUACUUAGCCUUAGGCACUGUUAGAACACUUGCUAAGUUAAAUCAAACCCUACGUCUAUAGCGACAAAGUCCGUUUUCGUCUCUCACCCGAGUGCUAGCACCAGCGACUAAAUCAAUGAUUGUUAACUCUUGUAUGUAUAUUGUUCAUGUAUAUAUUCAAUAAUUAAAGUUGUUGAUAUUUCA